This is a messenger RNA of Candoia aspera, 2864 nucleotides long. RefSeq names its product cytoglobin-1-like. Gene Ontology annotation, molecular function: heme binding; oxygen binding; iron ion binding. Gene Ontology annotation, biological process: oxygen transport. Lineage: Eukaryota; Metazoa; Chordata; Lepidosauria; Squamata; Candoiidae. The record is from RefSeq and is a predicted model, not a curated record. The coding region runs from base 1 to 723 and encodes 240 amino acids. The transcript has 5 exons.
AUGGCCGUCUUUGGGGGUUCCAGCGGCAAGCUGAAGGCGGGGGUUGCCUUGGCUAAUGAGAGGCCCUGUGUCCACCCACAAGCCUGGGAUGUUGGGAGGGCAGAACAGCAGGUGGCCAGCCCCAGAAGAGCCUUGCUGCUGAGUCCCCCUGGACACGUAUUUGGCCUGGUGAGGCAUGUAGUGGGAACACAGCACGUCUUGUUCAAAGGCCUGGCAGCAACUUCUUCUUUUCCUUCCAGGCCACCCCCUUCAGAUCCCUUGGUGGACCUGACGGAAGCAGACCAGCAACUCAUCCGAGAUGUUUGGGCAAAGGUGUUUGAGAAUGCUGAAGAAAAUGGCAGGCUUAUUAUCAUCAGGUUCUUCACAGAAUACCCAGAGAGUAAGCAGUACUUCAAGACUAUUCCAACGGAGGGUGACCUGAUGAUGAUCCGGGAGGUGGGCUUCCACGGCCGGAGGGUCAUGGUGACCCUGAACCAGCUAAUUGAAAGCAUGAGUCACUGGAAGCAGGCCUGCAAGCUCAUUGAGCGGCUGGUGGACAGCCACAGGAACAUCCACAAGGUCCCAGCAGGACUGUUCCAGUUCCUAUUCCAGGCCAUUCUCUGUGUUUUCCAAGACCUCCUGAGGGAGGAGUUUACUGACGACGCUCGAUUAGCCUGGGAGAAGUUCUUUGUGGUUCUACAGGAAGAAAUUGAAGCUGCUUAUGCCCGAGAACAGAAGCCUUAAAGAAGGCCCAACCAACCUUAGGCGAUUGGGUGAAUCACCCCCCACCCCAUUGUGCUUGCAUCGGUGGAAAGGAUGGAAUAAAGGUCUGAGCGAUAGCGCCUAGUUCCAGGGAGAAGUGAGUCUGUGGUGAUGACAAGGAGUCUGUGACUGGGAGAAACAUCCAAAACAGAGUUACAGUUAUGCUGAUAAAAAGUUGCAGCAAGUAUUCUAAAAUGGGUGUGGGGAGAGGAAAAUUGGCUGCCCCCAGGAGCGUGGAAGGAAAGACGGCUGCUGCAUUGGAAUUCUGGGUGGGCUCCAGGGAAGGGGUAAAGGUGGAGGAAGAGGAUUGAGAAAAGCAGCAUUAUUAGGUUUUGUCUGCUUCCUCAGAAGCGCAGGCUGUCUUUCCUUGUGUUCCUACCCCCCCCCCCCCCGCACUUCUCUGGUACCCUGUGGAUUGACAGCAAGGCAGAAGGGAGUCCGACCCGCACCAAGCCUUGGUCAGCCAUGCUGGCCUUCAGCUCUCCUUGGAGCCAAAAGUGCCCAGCCAUCGGCCUGAACAAAAUACCGUAGCAGCCCCUGCUGUCAUUUGAGUUUGGGAUUGCAAGCCUGUUAUUUCAGAAGAGGUUUCACCUGUGCCUGGUUGGGUUUGGCUGUGCCAUUGGCAUGCCUGCGCAAGACACAAAGCCCUAAACUAUGGUUUGCAAACCAUAACCAAUGAAUUAAUGUAACCCAUGUCUCCAACCAACAUCGGGUACUGCUGCUUCCAGGACGUCUUGGACGUCCCUGGUAGGGGUCCCUGUGCUUCAUCCCAAGUGAUCAGCUCGCCUGGUGACUCUCCGGUGGGUUCAGGUGCUCUUUGCUCUCCAACUUCCUCUUCCUCCAGGCUGGAACUCGAAAUCCCCUGUACUUCAGAUAGUUCUCGCGUAGGGACCCUCUCCGUUCUCCUCACCGUGGAAUCGGGUUCCCCAUCGCUUGUGUCCUCGCUUCCACCAGUUUGGGGUUUUGGUUCAGUCAUCGCUAGCACUACUCCCUCACGAGAUAAAUCUGGAAAGGGGCUAACGGUAAACUUUUAGAUUCUCAGCUUUAUGUAAUGAUUGCCUACUCUAAUAGACUCAGACUCACAAGUAGGAACUUAAUGAUAUCUGAUUUAUUAAAGAAUAGUAUGCAAAUACAGAGAAAGCUGAGAAUGAGCAAAAGCGUGCCAAAUACAAACUAAAAACCCUCGGUGCGAACGUAAUCCCUCCCCUCUCCCAACUGUUUCAAAUUCCCCAUCGCAGGUGCUGUUGACCAUUUCUGCUGAUGUCCUGGGAAGAAAACCUUGAACACACAAAAUAACCCAAACACAUUCCACACAGCUGAAUACAGAUAACAUCCCAGGAGACAGAAUCCUCCUCCCCUCCCAACCUAAACACGCAUCAGCAAAAUGACAUGUGAAAUGUUACGAUGUACCAUGCACAUUGCAACUGGGAACAUGACAGUGAUCCUACCCUGGCUUAGUGCUGAUUUUUUCUAUUCCAUAGAACUCUCUGGCCUUUUCUGCCACCUCUGGGUCUCUGGAGACUCCAAGCCAUUGCAUGCCCCUUGGCCAUGAGCUAUGGCAGAGCCCUGAGGCUGUGCCCUUACCCUGCCCCUCCAUGGGCCCAGCAGACUCCCCCCAGGUCAUUGGGGCUUGAAGGCAGGGGUUGAGAGCUCCCAGGCCUGCUUCGGACCUUGAGCAGGGACGGAGCAGGCGGCUUAGAGAGCUGGGAAGGGUUUCCUAGCCCAGGGCUCCUGGCUUUCGUGACGCCUAAGUUGCCAUCAGGAUGGGCCUGCACUCCCUGGGGGUGCUUGGGGGUGCCAUGGGAAAAGCCUCCCUGCUCUCCUACUGAGAGAGCCCCAAGAGAGUUGCCAGGCGGGCAGAGCCAGCUCUGCAGUAGUUUCAUGGAUGUUGGGUUGCACAGGAAGGGGGCCAGCUUGGGUGGGGGGCUCUUCUGGCCAGGAAGCUGUGCUCCCGUGGUUGGCAGCGAUGCUCACUGGAAUGAAGUGGGAUGGAGAGGUGCAGAAAGCUCAGGGGAACGUUGUUUGUUUAUUCGUCUACUGCAUGUAUAGACUGCUGCAACUCCAGAGGACUCCUGGCGACUGAGAGUCCCUGUGCAGCUUGGAGGUGCUGAGUCCAGCCAGGU